Peromyscus californicus insignis is the source of this 1051-nucleotide messenger RNA. RefSeq names its product eukaryotic translation elongation factor 1 epsilon 1 (gene Eef1e1). The transcript has 4 exons. The record is from RefSeq and is a predicted model, not a curated record. Lineage: Eukaryota; Metazoa; Chordata; Mammalia; Rodentia; Cricetidae. Gene Ontology annotation, cellular component: cytoplasm; aminoacyl-tRNA synthetase multienzyme complex; nucleus. Gene Ontology annotation, biological process: positive regulation of DNA damage response, signal transduction by p53 class mediator. Bases 53 to 577 code for a protein of 174 amino acids.
AUCCAUGCCCUAGCAGUCCCGGUUCCGCCUCCGCCGGGAGCUGGGCCAGAAGAUGGCGGCGGCCGCGGAGCUGAAGCUGCUGGAGAAGUCUUUGGGGCUGAGGCCGGGGAAUAAGUACAGCGCUCAGGGCGAGCGACAGGUUCCAGUUCUACAAACAAACAAUGGCCCAAGUCUAAUGGGAUUGGCUACCAUCGCAACCCAUCUAGUCAAGCAAGCCAAUAAAGAGUACUUGCUAGGGAGCACCGCAGAAGAAAAGGCAGUCGUUCAGCAGUGGUUAGAGUACAGGAUCACCCGAGUAGAUGGACACUCCAGUAAAGAAGAUACCCACAGCCUGCUGAAGGAUCUUAAUUCCUAUCUUGAAGAUAAAGUCUACCUCGCAGGAUAUAACUUUACCUUGGCAGAUAUCCUUCUGUACUACGGGCUCCACCGCUUCAUAGUUGACCUGACAGUUCAAGAAAAGGAGAAAUAUCUUAAUGUGUCUCGCUGGUUUUGUCACAUUCAGCAUUACCCAGACAUCAGGCAACAUCUGUCUAGUGUUGUCUUCAUCAAGAACAAACUCUAUGCUAACUCCCACUAGAAGCCUCUGCAGUGCGACAGCAGCAGCAGAAGAGUAAUGGAAGAUAUAUUUUGGACCAUGGUACUAAUGUCAAUUACUAUGACGUCAUUGUUUCUUUGUUAAUGUUGGUAGAAUUUUUAAAGUGUAAACUCAAGUCUGAAUGUUUUAUUUGUCCCUUAGUUGAAGCUUUGCAAUUUUUUAAUGUAAAAAUUCAACUGUUAUCCAAACAAAUCACGAUUGGAUUACAAAUUAUCUCAUAUUUAUAGGUGAAAUUCAUUUUAAUAAAAAUUGCAAAUCAGUGGGUCAAUCUUUAAAAAGUCAGCCUGUCAGUGUUUCACAUCUGCUUCUUCAUGUUUUUAAAAUUCAUUUUCCUCUUAGAUAUUUAUAGUAGUUUAUUAAAAGCUAUGAUAAAUUAUGCUGAGGAUUCAGAAGGGAAGAUAGAUAUUUGUUCUCAAAUUAUUUAUGUGAGCUAGUAAAUGUGAUUUUAAAAAUCAA